Molecule: messenger RNA, 550 nt
Organism: Neltuma alba
Lineage: Eukaryota; Viridiplantae; Streptophyta; Magnoliopsida; Fabales; Fabaceae
Product: protein DOWNSTREAM OF FLC-like
Source: RefSeq, a predicted model, not a curated record
CCCCUUCUUCUUCUUCCCUCCAUCAAAGAUCUCACUGGCAAUUAAUAAUGGCCAUAAAGCUUUCUUCUUGGUGGCCCUCUGUCUCUGCAUCGUCCUUCCCUUUUCCACUUCACAUCACGGCCCUUUCCGCGUCAAGGGUCGCGUCUACUGUGACACCUGCCGUGCCGGCUUCGAGAAUGUCACCACUUACAUUGCAGGGGCGAAGGUGAGAGUUGAGUGCAAAGACAGGGAGAGCUUGGCGGUGGAAUACAGAAAAGAAGGGGUGACAGAUUCUACAGGAACUUACAGCAUACAGGUUGAGCAUGAUCAUGGGGAUCAUUUAUGUGAGAUAUUGUUUGUGAGCAGUCCGGUUGCAGAUUGCAAAGUGCCAGAUCCAGGACGAAGCAAAGCCAGCAUCGUGCUCACUCGUACUGAGAAUGGCGUCGUCAAUGAUCUUCACUAUGCCAAUGCUUUGGGAUGCUACAAGGACGUGCCUUUGCCUGAAUGCUACCAGCUCCUUCAAUACUACUUGGCUGAUGAUGCUUGAUCCGUCUUCAUUUUCUUUCUUGCA